AUGUGUUACUAUGGAAGCUACUAUGGAGGCCUGGGAUAUGGCUAUGGUGGUCUAGGCUGUGGUUAUGGCUGUGGCUAUGGUGGCUACGGUGGCUAUGGUGGCUACGGUGGCUAUGGUGGCUAUGGUGGCUAUGGUUAUGGUUACUGCCGCCCACUGUGCUGUAGAAGAUAUUGGUCUUAUGGUUUCUACUGA
This is a messenger RNA of Chionomys nivalis (European snow vole), 192 nucleotides long. Its product is annotated as keratin-associated protein 20-1-like. NCBI's taxonomy places the organism in Eukaryota, Metazoa, Chordata, Mammalia, Rodentia, Cricetidae. The transcript has a single exon. The record is from RefSeq and is a predicted model, not a curated record. Bases 1 to 192 code for a protein of 63 amino acids.